UUUUGUCUGUUUGCGGAGACGCUAUAAUAUUCGACCAAUCAGAGUUGGCCACAAUCGAUCUUUAGGGCAAGAGGCGCCGCCAUUGUGUAAGAAAAGUGAGGGAUCGAGGCAAAUGGACCCACAAGCUGCCUUUGCUGACGCUGUUGCCCGUGCAAGACAGAUCGCUGCUAAAAUCAAUCAACCAGGCCAGGGUGGUGCAGGGGAUGGUGUAACACCAGGUAAAAGACCAUUAGACGCUGAUCCAAACAAUUUUGACGAACCAGAAUCAAAGAGGAGCCCUUUCUUACAGGACCCCGCAGGUGGAUAUCCAGGACUUAAUCAACCAAGAAAUACUGAAGCAGCCCAAGCAGCAGCUCAGGCCGCAGCCAGAAUAAAUCAACAACUAGGGGUCUCCUCACCAAACAGCGGGAUGAUGCAACCACAGAAUGAUCAAAUGAACCUCGGAAUGGUCAUCACCGAGGAGUACAAGGUGCCCGAUAGAAUGGUCGGACUAAUUAUUGGUAAAGGCGGUGAACAAAUUACAAGGUUACAGGCAGAAACCAGUUGUAAAAUACAGAUAGCACCAGAAUGUGACGGCUAUGAUAGUGGUGGUAUGCCCGAGAGAUCUACAACAUUAACAGGAUCCCCUCAAGCUAUUAGUAAAGUAAAAGAAGAAAUCAACAAAAUAAUUCAGAGAGCACAAGGGUCUGACCAGGGAGGAGGAGGAGGAUACGGUGAUAAUUCAGGGAAUAUCGAAAUCUCUAUACCGGGCAACAAAGUCGGUCUCAUUAUCGGUAAAGGUGGAGAAACUAUUAAACAGUUACAGGUCAGUAAUGUUAACUUGAAAGAUAAGUUUUUAUGCCCCCGAAGGGAGGCAUAUUAGUUUUCAACUGUCCAU
Messenger RNA from Mercenaria mercenaria, 877 nucleotides. RefSeq names its product far upstream element-binding protein 1-like. The coding region runs from base 113 to 862 and encodes 249 amino acids. The transcript has 9 exons. Lineage: Eukaryota; Metazoa; Mollusca; Bivalvia; Venerida; Veneridae. Gene Ontology annotation, cellular component: nucleus; cytoplasm. Gene Ontology annotation, biological process: regulation of gene expression. Gene Ontology annotation, molecular function: mRNA binding. The record is from RefSeq and is a predicted model, not a curated record.